Diospyros lotus (date-plum) is the source of this 2141-nucleotide messenger RNA. Its product is annotated as butanoate--CoA ligase AAE1-like. The coding region runs from base 75 to 2012 and encodes 645 amino acids. The record is from RefSeq and is a predicted model, not a curated record. The transcript is spliced from 3 exons. NCBI's taxonomy places the organism in Eukaryota, Viridiplantae, Streptophyta, Magnoliopsida, Ericales, Ebenaceae.
GGGGAUUGAUGGGGAGAAGUCAUCAUCUGAUCAUCUCAGCUGAGCUAUAAGACAGAAAAGGUAGCUAGGGAUCGAUGGAGGGUCUGGUGAAAUGCUCGGCCAACUACGUCCCUCUCUCCCCCAUAAGCUUCUUGGAGAGAGCAGCUUUUGUCUGUGGAGAGAAAGUGUCUGUUGUUUAUGGCAGCCAUAUUAGAUAUACAUGGAGGCAAACUCAUGCAAGGUGUAUCAAUCUGGCCUCUGCUCUCUCUCAGUUGGGUCUCCGCCCUGGAGAUGUUGUUGCAGCAUUAGCACCAAACAUUCCAGCACUGUACGAGCUACAUUUUGGGGUUCCAAUGGCUGGGGCAGUCCUUUCUGCACUCAACACAAGGCUUAAUGCGUCCAUGCUAGAAUUGUUAUUGCAAGAGUUGCAGGCCAAAUUCCUCUUCGUUGAUUACCAAUUCAUUGAAGUUGUCCUCAAAGCGUUGAAAUUAAUCACACUUGCCAAAGCCAAGCCCCCAUUUCUUGUUCUCAUCCCAGAAUCUGAUCUUUCUAAUCAUCAAGAAAUUGCACCUUCAACCGUGGAAAAACUCCCGCCAGGCAGCCUCCAUUACGAUCAACUUCUCGCGAUGGGAAAAUAUGGUUUUGAACCUAUCCGUCCUGCCGACGAGUGCCAACCGAUCUCCGUGAAUUUCACUUCUGGUUCUACCGGGAAGCCUAAAGGCGCAGUCUACAGCCAUCGGGCGGCCUAUCUGAAUUCCAUUGCUCGAAUCCUCGCAGGUGACAUGAGACCUAUUCCAGUGUUUUUAUGGACGGUGGACAUGUUCCGGUGCAACGGGUGGUGCUUCACGUGGGCAAUGGCGGCGAUGGGCGGCACCAACAUAUGCAUCAGAAGUCUCACUGCCAAAGCCAUCUUCGACGCUAUACAUCUCCACAAGGUGACCCUUUUGUGUGGCGCGCCGGCCAUCUUGAGCCUAAUCGCAGAAGCCCCCGCCGCCGACCACACGCUGCUUCCUUCCAAGGUGGAGAUACUAGUAGCCGGAGCACUGCCAUCGGGUAAAGCUGUGAACAAAGUCCAAGAGCUAGGAUUCAGCGUGUCUCAUUUAUACGGAAUGACAGAAGCCCUUGGCCCGUUCACUGCUCAAUCACUGAAACCACCUAAAGAUGAUCAAGCAAGCGGGGAAGGGAUUCACAACCCUAUGAUGGAAGAAAUUGACGUGAAGGACCCGGAGACGAUGAUCAGCUUGCCUAGUGACGGGAAAACCAUCGGAGAGGUGAUGUUCAGGAGCAACACUUUAAUGUCGGGCUACCUGAAAAAUCCACAGGCAACUCAGAAAGCUUUCAGAGGAGGGUGGUAUAGGAGUGGAGACCUUGGAGUUCGACUCCCAAACAGGUGCAUAGAAAUAAAGGACAGGGCUGUGGACAAAAUACAGAGUUCCGGUGGAGAAAUGAUAAGCAGCCUGGAGGUGGAGGCGGUGGUGGCAGGGCAUUCAAUGGUGGCGGCCGUCGCUGUUGUCGGGAGGCUUGAUGGUGCUGUUGGAGAGACGGCGUGUGCGUUUGUGACGCUGAAGGAGGGGUGUAAUGGCACGGCCGAAGAGAUUGUUGAGUUUUGCAGGGUCAGAUUGCCACAGUAUAUGGUUCCAAAGAGUGUAGUUUUCAUGGACUUGCCGGUCAACUCAAUCGGGAAGGUGCAGAAGUUUGUUUUGAGAAGCAGCUCUCUCUCUCUCUCUCCAGCAGCGGCCUUCUACCUUUGGUGUCCGUCCAGCAGCAACCCUCUCUCUCUCUCCUUCAGCAGUGGCCGCGACGUCCCAUCCACCUCCGGUGUCCUCUCUCUCCCCGGCGUGUCGUCCACCUACAGCAGCCCUCCACUCUCUCCGACGUGUCAUCUGCCUAUAACAGCCCAGCAGCGGCCCUCCACUCUCUCCGGCGUCCUCUCCAACAGCGGUCGCGGCGUCCCCUCCACCUCUAGUGUCCUCUCUCUCUCCCGCGUGGGGGGGCGGUUUAUCAAUUUAUUUGGGCUUCCAGAGGAGACAUGACUCAUCCUGAUUUUGAUUUUGUUUGAUUUAGUUUUUACGCAGUGUAAUUUGAAAAGCAGAAUAUCAUAAAUUAUGAUUUGUUUGCUUCUUAAAAUAUUUUUAGUACUUAAACUAAACAAAUUCAUAAAA